GCAAGCGGAGCCCGGAGUUCGGCGGUGUCCAGGUCGGGCAUGCUUUGUCGCGUCUCCAGUCGGGUAGCAGGCCCGGGCUUUCGGCGGGGAGUUGUGGAAGUGUGCACUUGUAUUUCUUUUUGGAUCUUCGCUGGUAGUUGAAAUUGCUUGGCGGUCGUUUAACAUUUUAUUCGGAAUGAUGGAUUUCCUUUGGGGAAUACGAACGGUUACGGAAGAAACGUUGUUUCUAAAAGAAAUGAAUAGAAAUAACCCAUUUUGAAGAAGCCAUGGCAAAAUCAAAUAUAAAACACAGAGUUUGUUCUCGGGAAUCUUCAGUAUCUUCUCUGUUAGCAAGCUGCAGCCUGAGUGGUAGUAAUUCCUCUAACCCUGAUGGCUCUUUUCAGUAUAAGGAUAAACUGUACAGUUCUGCAUCUCAGGCUCUACAGGCCUAUAUUGAUGAUUUUGAUCUAAGCCGAAUGUAUCCUGGUGCGAACACUGGAAAGAUUAACAUUGAUAACUGUUCUGCUGAUAUACCGGAAUUCUCCAACAAUAUUUGUAAACCAAACAAUGCUGUUGAGACUUUUGAUCACAAAAAAGGCUUGUCCAUACCUUACAGAUGGCCGACUAUUAAUGACAUAGACUCCAUUAGCCUAACAACUGACGAUCUAUUAAAACUUCCAGCAGAUGGAUCAUUUUCUUUCACUUAUGUUGGAUCAGGUCACCGAAUUAGCAAGAAAAGCAAGAAAUGCACUAGAAGACUGAGUUCCUCAAACACUGGAAAGAAUCAAAAUAUUCAAGAACCCUCUACUGCCAUGGGCAAGGAUAACUUAGUUACUCCAGUUGUAUACACAAAUAUAAAUGGAAAGCAAUGUGGUAGGCUAAAAAACCCAAAACUUGUGAGUAAGACUAAUAAAUGCAUUUCUGAACCAUCUUUAUCUUUUUCCAAGAAAACAUCUUUCAAGGACAGUUCAGAACACAAUCUUGAAAAGAAUUACCCAAGAUGGCUCACUGGCCAGAAGUCUGACCUUAAUGUUUCAGGGAUUACUAGUAUACCUGAGUUCAAAUACCCAGUCUGGCUCCACAAUCAAGACUUGCUGCCUAACACAAGUAGUCAAAAGACUUAUAAAAUAUUUAAAGAAGAUCAGUGUCCCCCUAGACAUAGUUAUCAGGCACAAAGAACUUCUCGGCUUAUGAACAAAUUAGAUUGUUUUGAAUAUUCUUUUGAACCCUCAAACAUUUCACAUUUUUUGAGUGAUGAUAAAGGAUUAGUUAAUGAAUACAAAUGUGAUUCUACAUGUAGCCAGUGUCAGUGUGAGAAUCCACUUCUCCCAGGACAAUCCAAAAAGCCAUUCAGUGGUGACAAAAUUGAAUUGCUUAUCCUGAAGGCCAAGAGAAAUCUAGAGCAUUGUACUGAAGAAUUACCAAAGUCUUUGAAACAGGACGACAGUCCUUGUUCGUUAGAUAAACUUGAAGCAGAGAGAUCAUGGGAAAAUAUUCCUGUUACUUUCAAAUCUCCUGUUCCUGUUAACUCUGACGACGGUCCUCAACAAGCUUCAAGUGCAAAGUGUGCUGAAGGGUUCCCUGAAGACUUUUUAAAUAAUGAUAAUCAGAACUGUACCCUUUCUGGAGGAAAGCAUCAUGGUCCUGUUGAAGCCCUAAAACAAAUGUUAUUUAAUCUUCAAGCAGUACAAGAAAGUUUUAAUCAGAAUAAAACCACAGAGCCAAAAGGAGAAAUUAAGCAAGUGUCAGAAGAUGAUUUCUCCAAAUUACAAUUGAAGGAAAACAUGGUUCCUAUUACUAGGUCACUGCAAAAGGCUUUGCAUCAUUUAUCUCGCCUGAGAGACCUGGUUGAUGAUACCAGUGGAAAACAGUCACCGAAAAUGUGAAGAGGAAAAUAAAAGUCUAACCAAUAAAUAGUCACGACAGAACAAAAAUGUGUUUUUCUUCCUAUUGCUUAAACUGACAAAAUAAUAAGCCAUACAUUAUUCUGAUUGGUUCAAGUAUUAUACAUUUAAAAAACAAACAAACUUGAAAAUGUCUGUAGGUUUUGUGACCUAUCCUCAUUUUGUGCCAAAAUACCAGAAUGUGAACUGGAAGGACUUACACCAUGUCCUACAGUCUGACUUUGGACUUCAGGUCAGCAAAUGUCUAAUAUUCAAAGAUGGACGAUUUCUGUUCUUGAAGCUCACAUGGACUUAACCUUCAGUCCUCAUCGUUUUAUCACCUGGUUCUGGAUCAUCAAGAAACUCGCACUGGUUUCUAGCCAAAAGCUCUUAAGUGAAAUAGACUUUUGAUACAGUUAGCAUCCACUUUUGAGGAGCUUAAAGGACUAUCAAAAUUGUUAUGGUGUAUCUUAUCGAUACAGAAGUAUGUAAAGUUUCAUAAAUCAAAUAUUUAAGAUAUGUUGUGUUUGCAGAUAACAAUUAUGGGGCGGUUCAAUGCUAAAAGAAAUACGGUUUUAUGUUGUAAAAUCCAGGAGAACCUCAUUUAAUUAAUGCUCUGAUUUUGAUUUUCUGUAAGAUAAUCUUGAUAAUACUUGACAGUUUACAAAACAUUUGGGGAGGGGAUAUUUGAGAAUUUAAUAUUUUAAUAUUAGAUUAUUUCCCAGAUUUUAAUUUUGGGGUUAGCUCGAACUAGUAAAAACUAUGAGAUCAGUGACCAAUUAAUUGCUUUAUGAAAUUUUGUAACUAAAAGAAAGUGAAUAUGGGAAAUCAGAAAGCAACACUAUUUUGAAGCUAUUUUGUUAAGAGCUGGACUAACUUUAAAGCAAUCUGUAGUCUAAAGUUUGUCUCUACCUGAAAGUGAACAGAGCUCUAUAAUUUUGCAGUUUCUACCAAGUGAAUUUCUAGUAAGCAGGAAACAUGUUUAUCAGAAAGCUAAAAGUUGUAAAGUGUGACUAAUGAAGCAUAUUAAAAAGCCUGAUGAAAUUAAAGAAUAUCUGUUUAUAUAUGCAAAUACUACAAAUUAACACUUUACCCAAAUGGCAACAUCUUUGCUAAGUAGCUUUAUUGUCAAAUAGGAAUUUCUAAGUAUAUUGGGUCAAAGAAUUUGCUUUUUCCCCCCAUCCAAAUUGAAAGCACUAUAUGAGAACUUUGUUAUAGAAUUUGCAUGUCAAAAAACGUAGAGUGAACCUGUUUUUUUUCCUUGGACAGUGAGUCAAGAGUCGUCAUACUGUUCUUUUUGUCCAGUUUGAGUCACUACAAUAAGUUUGUUUUGUUUUCUCUGUGGAGGUAUUUCUGCCAGUGACACUCUAUUUUCUUACUGUGGUCUUCUGCUUCACAGCUAAUAGUUUGUAUAUAAUCAAACAAAACUUUACUUUGAUGAUUAAAAUAAGGCUAGCUAUUAAAAAUGCAGAUUUUAAGUGGGUGAACAUCAGGUGAAUCUGGGUUGAUCGCUCUCCAGGCUUAGUGAAAUCCACUAUUAGACAGAUUCUAAAGAAGGCGGAGAAGAUAAAGAUAUCAGUUAAUAAACUUCUAGUUACAUAUUAUAUGUUGAUCAGAUAAUAAUACGUAGUAUACUUAGAAAGCAUCUCCAAAGGGAUUAUGCUGUAAUGGCUCUGAAUAGCACUGAUUUAUAAGAACAUUUUUAAGAAUAUAUCUCCAUACUAAAGAAGACAAGCCUGCUCUAAAAAUUUAUGUUACAACUAAUGUCUUAAGAAAUUUGAUUAUAUUUACCAAAGGAGUAUUUUCCUGUUGUUAAAUGUAAACCUUUAGUCUUUUACCUAAAAAGGGAAUAAACUUUUCAAAUGAUUAAUUUUAACCUUUUUAAAAAAAUACAUAGAGUCAACUAAGAAAAAAACCUAAAUGAUAAAUGUUUAAGAAAUUAAAGAAUUGAUGUAAUUAAAUGUUACAUAUUUCAGUAUUUUUUAUUUUGAGAUUUUCAGGGGGAAAAAAGACUACAGUAUUGAGACUGCUGAAUUGGGAAUUUAAAGCAGAUAAUGAGAACAGUUAGAUUUUAAAAAUUGCAUUGUGAAUAUAAAAUUGUAUCCUUUUAGAUAUAUUGAGAAAUAGAAAAAAUAUUUUAAUAAGAUUUAAAAUUUUUAAUUGGGUAUGAAAAACAUUUAACAAACCUAAUUCCAAAAAUUAUUUGAUACCAAGGGAUAAAAGUGUGGUGUAUAUGUGAAAAUUCAAAACUCAAGUAUAUUUUCUUUAUUAUCAAUAAGAACUGUAAGUUUUUUUUCUGUGAAAAUUCAUUUCAUCUUCAUAAAGAUUUCUGACCAAAUUGAGGAAUUUUGUCUUUUGGGGUUUGAGUUUAGGUCUCGUUAUUUCUUGUUGAAAUUAAUAAAUGUGGAUUUUUUUGUAUUUUGUAUUUAAUGUUUAUGAUAAUAUCAUAUUGUUAUGCCAAAAUUAUAUAUAGUUAUACCAAAACGUUGCCUGAAGGUGAAUCAUGAAAAGAUUCUUUUCCCCCACCUGUGUUUUGAAUACAUGAAACCACACGUAGAUUUGAAUUUUUGUUUCAUUUUUCCUGUUGUACUUUUCACUGUGUCUCAAAACCUAUUUGCUGGAAGUGCUGCAUGAAGUGAACUUGCCAAAAGUCAAGUAGCAUGAAAAGGAGACAAAAGAAGCCAAAAAGCCAAUAAAAUUGAUA
Messenger RNA from Rhinolophus ferrumequinum (greater horseshoe bat), 4566 nucleotides. RefSeq names its product chromosome 19 C18orf54 homolog (gene C19H18orf54). Lineage: Eukaryota; Metazoa; Chordata; Mammalia; Chiroptera; Rhinolophidae. The transcript is spliced from 9 exons. The record is from RefSeq and is a predicted model, not a curated record. The coding region runs from base 267 to 1865 and encodes 532 amino acids.